AUGGCGCCGACGUACCGGCCUUACGCGGCGGAGUACGGCGUGGUGGAGCGGAAGGUGGCGGGGGCGCGGUGGGUGGCGUCGGCGGCGGCGGCGUCGUCGGUGGCGUGGUUCGUGGGGGACCAGGCGGAGAUGAAGCGGCGGGGGCGGGUGGCCAGCUACAAGGCGUACGCCGUGGAGGGCAAGGUGAAGGCGUCCCUCCGCAGGGGCCUCCGCUGGAUCAAGGCCAAGUGCUCCCACAUCGUCCACCGCUAG
Molecule: messenger RNA, 252 nt
Organism: Triticum turgidum subsp. durum (durum wheat)
Lineage: Eukaryota; Viridiplantae; Streptophyta; Magnoliopsida; Poales; Poaceae
Source: the annotation of a GenBank genome assembly